AUGAAACGUUUAAGUGAUGAACGGGCCAAAAUUCUCUUCGAGAAGCUAUCAAAAUACAUUGGCACAAAUGUAAAACAAUUGAUUGAUCGUCCCGAUGGCACCUAUUGCUUCCGUGAACACUUGGAUCGUGUCUAUUAUGUUUCGGAGAAAAUAUUGAAAUUGUCAGAAUGUUUUGGUCACAAGAAGCUCAUCUCUGUCGGCACAUGUUUUGGUAAAUUCUCCAAAACGAACAAAUUGAAAUUCCACAUUACGGCUCUGUAUUAUUUGGCACCCUAUGCUCAAUACAAAGUUUGGGUGAAACAGUCAUUUGAACAACAGUUUCUAUACGGUAAUCAUAUACCCAAGUCGGGUUUGGGUCGUAUUACCGAAAAUGCCGGUCAAUAUCAAGGUGUUAUUGUGUAUAAUAUGAAUGAUUUACCAUUGGGCUUUGGUGUAUUGGCCCGAUCAACGAUGGAUUGUAAAACGGCCGAUCCACUGACAACUGUGUGUUUCCAUCAAUCGGAUAUUGGUGAAUAUAUUCGCUCGGAAGAUACUUUGUUUUAGAAGAAA
Musca vetustissima is the source of this 549-nucleotide messenger RNA. Its product is annotated as 60S ribosome subunit biogenesis protein NIP7 homolog. Gene Ontology annotation, molecular function: RNA binding. Gene Ontology annotation, biological process: ribosome assembly; ribosomal large subunit biogenesis. Gene Ontology annotation, cellular component: nucleolus; nucleus; preribosome, large subunit precursor. The coding region runs from base 1 to 543 and encodes 180 amino acids. Lineage: Eukaryota; Metazoa; Arthropoda; Insecta; Diptera; Muscidae. The record is from RefSeq and is a predicted model, not a curated record. The transcript is spliced from 2 exons.